Molecule: messenger RNA, 922 nt
Organism: Hibiscus syriacus
Lineage: Eukaryota; Viridiplantae; Streptophyta; Magnoliopsida; Malvales; Malvaceae
Product: BTB/POZ domain-containing protein At3g56230-like
Exons: 4
Coding region: 67-879 (270 amino acids)
Molecular function (GO): protein binding
Source: RefSeq, a predicted model, not a curated record
CAGCCAACAAUUCUUUUAAUUUAAAGCUUCAAAUAAAGAAACUCCAUCUUCUUCUGCAAAAUAAAAAUGGAUUGUUCAAUUUGUAGUUCAAUGCCAUUUAUUCUAAGGCCUCCAAGGAAUACAAUAUGUGGGGCUUGCUAUGAAGGUGCAAGAAAUGUCAUCACUUUGAUGAACAAGCUCGAAAUUGAUCAUCACUGUAAAUCAACUCCUACUGCAUCUUCUUCACCCAGUUCUUGUAAGCCACUUGGAAAUCUUAGCAAAUGGAUAACAAACAUGAAGGAGAUAGAAGAAGAUCUGAACAAGAAAAUAAGCUUCUUGAGUGGACUUAUUGUGGCUUUUAGAGAUCAAAUUCACACUGAUAUUCAGCUCAAGCCUGGAAAUGAUGGUCCAACCAUACCAGCACACAGAGCUUUACUUGCAGCAAGAUCAGAGAUAUUCAGGAACAUGCUGGAUUCAGACGGCUGCAAAGCUCCACCAAGUGAUACAAUUACUCUACCGGAGUUGAACACCGAAGAACUUGAAUCUCUUCUUGAGUUUCUUUACAGUGGAAACCUGGAUUCGGACAAACUCGAGAAACAUGUCUACUCGUUGUUCGUCGCCGCCGAUAAGUACGAGAUUCCCUACUUGCAGGAUUUCUGCGAAAGAUACAUGUUGAGCUCGUUGAACGCGUCCAAUGUUCUUGAGAUUUUAGAGAUCUCAGAUAUUUGUUCCAACAAGACAUUGAAGGAAACAGCAUUGAACUUCAUUGUCCGAAACAUGGAGGACAUUGUUUUUUCGGGUAAGUACGAUGUGUUUGCACCCAAGAAUCCUCAUCUUGGUUUGCAGAUUACAAGGGCGUUUUUAAUGGAUGCCAAAACCAAAAGAAUUAAUGGAGUUUGAUCAUCAACUUCUUGUGUAUGUAAACAAAUCAAUGGCCCUUUUC